This is a messenger RNA of Galleria mellonella (greater wax moth), 2834 nucleotides long. RefSeq names its product venom dipeptidyl peptidase 4-like. NCBI's taxonomy places the organism in Eukaryota, Metazoa, Arthropoda, Insecta, Lepidoptera, Pyralidae. Gene Ontology annotation, biological process: proteolysis. The record is from RefSeq and is a predicted model, not a curated record. Bases 201 to 2441 code for a protein of 746 amino acids. Gene Ontology annotation, molecular function: serine-type peptidase activity; dipeptidyl-peptidase activity. The transcript is spliced from 13 exons.
AAGUGCGUAAGUGCUGUUGUGACUCUGGAGGCGCGCGGGCGCAGUCGGCGACCGCGCGGCCCCGCGAUCUCUCGUGCCUUGUAGUAGUUACGCUAGGCACCGUGCACAUGCUUUGAGUGAUGCUAUCUAAUUGGACCACUUAACUUUCAUUGGGGGCUCGUCCUCGCGUCCUGUGAUUCUUGCGUACACAGUCACGUGACAUGGCGAGAACAAUUCGACAGCUGUUUCUUCUGGUAACGUUGCUGGGGUGCCAAACUGAAUCAUCACCAUUUCCGCAACUUGCACUGAAGACCCUGGUGCUUGAAGAAUUGAUACCGUUCAAUCCAAACUUUUAUCCUGAAGGACUUUCAGUACAAUGGGUUUCAGAUAUAGAAUUUAUACGUAGAGAACCAGAAAUUGGGAUUGUGAAAUACAAUGCAGUGAAUCAUUCAUUCGUGACAGUUUUAAACAGGGAUGAGUUGAUACGCCUGUCUAAUUACUCGUUGGUAACAUUUUCGAACGAUGGAAAAUAUUUACUGUUAACAAGAAAUGUACAAAAGGUCUACAGAUAUUCUACCGUGGCGGAGUAUUUCGUUUACAAUACAGAUAACAAAUCUUUAAAAUCUAUCGGGAAUGGCCUUUUACAAGUAGUUGUUUGGAGCAACAAUGCUUCGUUGGCUUACGUACAAGACAACAACGUGUACUAUGUGCCAGAUGUUGCUCACCCCGAGUCGGUGGUCAUGCUUACCACCGAAGGUGUGCCGGGAGAAGUGUACUUUGGUGUCACAGACUGGAUUUAUGAAGAGGAGGUAUUCAACGCAGCAGAAGCUCUAUGGUUUUCACCAGACGGCACAUAUCUGGCAGUGGCAUCUUUUAAUGAUACAUACGUCGAGUCAGCGGUUUAUCCUUAUUACGGGAACUCAUCUGAUCCUAACAAUCAAUAUCCUGAAUUAGUUGAAUUCAAAUAUCCAAAGGCAGGUCGCGCCAAUCCGGUAGUUGGACUUUUUGUUUUCAAAUUAAAUGAUAUCAAUAGUAAAGCAAGAAGGAUUCCAGCACCUGUCGAUGUAGUUGGAGUAGAUCAUAUACUGGGCAGAGUGGACUGGGCAUCUGAUCAGAAUCUAGUCGUUCUUUGGUUAACCAGACGUCAAAGCGUUAGCAUAUUGGUAAACUGUGAUCUGAUACAAGACGAAUGUAGUUUGGUGAGAGAGCAAACAGAGCCAAAUGGCUGGAUUGAUAUACACCAACCGUUCUUCAACAAAAAUGGGACAAAGUUGAUUGAAAUUCAACAUCUUUAUGACGGCGAUGCCAGGUUUCCACAUGUGGGGCGUUUCGAUUUUAAGACAUUUACCACAGAAGAUUUAAGUAGUGGUAAUUCAACGGUGACAGAAAUUUUAGGUUGGAAUCAAGGAACAGAUACAAUAUACUACAUAGCUGCUCCAGGACAUAUGCCAUGGCUGAGACAAUUAUGGGCGACUGAAGCUGAUGGUAGCGUUCGAUGUAUUUCGUGUAAAGAAUCAGCUUGCCAAUCUGUAUCAGCAGCGUUUUCACCUGGUGCAAGCUUUGGUGUUGUAACUUGUAGUGCAACAAAUGUUCCACCAAAAAUAUUUUUCUACUCGUGUCAGGACGACACCUUCAAACUAGUCAAAGAUAAUUCAAAAUUGAAUAGAAAAUUAAGUGAAUACAAAUUGCCAAUGGCACUAUUUAAUAAAAUUUAUCUGGAAAAGGAACAUACUUUAGCAAAUAUUAAAUUAUCAUUACCUCCGGAUAUAAAGCAGGGCGAGCAAUAUCCGAUGAUAGUAAGGGUUUAUUCAGGACCUGGUACUACUAGAGUUAAAGAUAAUUUCGAUUUAGAAUAUUACUCAUUAUACUUAGCAGCAAAUAGAAGUUUUAUUGUGGCCGCGAUCGAUGUGAGAGGUUCCGGCGUUCUGGGCACGGAAGCAAUGCACGCUGUGAAUGACGCUCUUGGCACUGUCGAAAUUACCGACACUUUGGCAGCUAUUGAGGCACUGAUAGGGAUGUACCAAUUCAUAGACCCUAAACGGAUUGGAGUAUGGGGUUGGAGCUAUGGUGGAUAUGCAACAACUAUGAUGUUAAUAAAGGAUGAAAAGAAACUCAUCACGUGCGGCGCUGCCGUUGCACCAGUAACUUCAUGGCUCUAUUACGAUACAAUAUACACAGAGCGCUAUAUGGACACACCACAAAAUAAUCCCAUUGGGUAUCAUCAGUCUGAUUUAUUAGCCGCUGCUGAGAAGCUUCGGGGAAGAAAGUACCUACUGGUCCACGGAACUGGAGAUGACAAUGUACACUAUCAACACAGUUUACAAUUAGCUAAAAAGCUUCAGCAUGAUGAUAUCGAGUUCCAACAAGUUAGUUACACUGAUGAAAACCAUUCACUGAUGGGAGUGAGCAGACAUUUUUACCACACUCUGGACCGUUUUUGGACUGAAUGUUUUCAUUUAUAGUAAUUGAUGUUUAGAUAUUAUUAUAUAUGAAUCACUAUUUGUGUGUGUAUUGUGUAUGUAUGGACGAUUUAUGUGUAAAUAUGUUAGUGUUCAUUCAAAAUACAAAAUAAUUAUUUGUCACUACUCUUAUAAUAAAUUGUUGUUCUAAUUCAUAUCUAAAUUUUAGAAAAUGAUAUUUUAUAAACAUGAGUUUAGUUUAUUAAAGGCUGUAUCCCAUCUUCUAUACAAGCGGAGUCAAAUAUGAUUGUAAAACUGUUGAAAUAAUUACAAAAUAUUGUAUAAAUUUUUUAUAAUUUAUUUUUUUGCUAAAUUAAAUAAUUUCUGAAACUUAUAAUUAGCUAAUUAAAAACAGAAACUAAGAUAAAUAAAGGAAAUUUUUAAUUUAAAAUUUUA